Messenger RNA from Umbelopsis ramanniana AG, 1108 nucleotides. RefSeq lists its product as uncharacterized. Bases 22 to 960 code for a protein of 312 amino acids. The record is from RefSeq and is a predicted model, not a curated record. Gene Ontology annotation, molecular function: rRNA binding. NCBI's taxonomy places the organism in Eukaryota, Fungi, Mucoromycota, Umbelopsidomycetes, Umbelopsidales, Umbelopsidaceae. Gene Ontology annotation, cellular component: nucleolus. Gene Ontology annotation, biological process: ribosomal large subunit assembly; maturation of LSU-rRNA from tricistronic rRNA transcript (SSU-rRNA, 5.8S rRNA, LSU-rRNA). The transcript is spliced from 5 exons.
UUUGCCAAUUCCUCUAACAAUAUGCUGCGUACAAUCAAACCCAAGAAUGCUCGAUCAAAGAGAGUUUUGAGAAGCCGAGAAUCAAAAGUUGAAGAGAAUGGCAAGACUGCCAUCUUUGUUCGUGGAUCACAGACCAGUCAAAUCGUCAACGAUGCUUUGAAGGAUUUGUAUUUGCUUAAGAAGCCUGAUGCUGUUAAUUUCACAAAGAAAAAUCAAAUACAUCCUUUCGAAGACGAUAGCAGUUUGGAGUUCUUUUCACAAAAAAACGACGCUUCAUUGCUUGUUGUUGGUACUCACUCCAAGAAGCGACCACACAACCUGGUGUUCGCCCGUAUGUUCGAUCACCAAAUCAUGGAUAUGAUGGAGCUUGGCAUAGAGUCAGCGACAGCUAUGAGCCAGACCAAGGGCUCUAAAUGUGCAGUCGGCAUGAAGCCUUUGAUGGUUUUCAACGGAGAACUUUUCGACACAAACGAAAACUAUAAGAACCUCAAAAAUUUGUUUACCGACUUUUUCCACGGUCAAAGCAUCGAUGCCAUCAACUUGACUGGUCUUGAGCACGUUAUUACAGUCACCGCUGCACCACUUGAGGGAAAGAAUGCUGGUCUCAUCUACUUCCGAGUAUAUACAAUUCAAUUGAAGAAGAGUGGUGCCAAAACUCCAAGAAUUGAACUGGAAAAUAUGGGUCCCUCAUUGGACUUUAAGAUGCGACGAAUCCAAUUGCCCAAGGCUGAAUUAUGGAAGGUUGCUACCAAGGUUCCCAAGGAAUUGAAGCCAAAGAAGGUCAAGAAUGUUGAGAAGGACGAAAUGGGCGACGUUUUCGGACGUAUUCAUCUUGGUGAUCAGAACUUGGAGAAGAUUCAAACCAGAAAGAUGAAGGGUUUGAAGAAGCGAGGUACUGAAGACGACGAAGAUGAAUCUGAGCCAUCUAAGAAGGCAAAAGUGGAUGAAGAUGAAGAGUAGAUCCACAAACACCCCCUUUAAAUCUUAUUUCUUUCACUCACAAUGCUAAAAUACCACACGCUCGUUCAUGUACAACGCCUUGUCAUUUUUUCAUCUCACUCUCUUUAAAAAUUUCACUAUACAUUUUUUCAUUCAUUAAAAGUAAUAG